AUGAUACAUCAGCAGAGGCACGCCGGAACUUCCCCCCACGGGAUUCUACUAGCGGCGGUGGUGGUGGUGGUGGCGGCGUUGAUCGUGGUGCCGUCCUAUGUAGGUGAACAAGUGGAGGCCAUAAUCGAAGCCUUCAGGGCGCUUUUGAGCCAGUUGGGUUUUCUCCUUCUCCCCAUUAUUCUCCUCGUGAUCAUCAUUCAGUUCCUGUCUUCCAAUAGCGGCUCCUUCGUCUCCUCGUUCUCGACCGGGGAUCCCUACACCACACACAGCAUUGGUGGCUCGCCGUCGCCGGUUGGGGUUGCCUUGGUUCUCUGCCUCGUUUUAUUCCUUCUUCACAACAAGGUUUCGAUCUUCGGCGGCGGCGGUGACAACGAAGGGGAGGAGUAG
This is a messenger RNA of Pyrus x bretschneideri (Chinese white pear), 387 nucleotides long. RefSeq lists its product as uncharacterized. The transcript has a single exon. NCBI's taxonomy places the organism in Eukaryota, Viridiplantae, Streptophyta, Magnoliopsida, Rosales, Rosaceae. Bases 1 to 387 code for a protein of 128 amino acids. The record is from RefSeq and is a predicted model, not a curated record.